UUUAAUCAGAAUUCAAUGACAAGAGAUGCAAAAGACUCCGUAUAUAUAAAUUGAGAACACAUGAAGGGUGAACUAAGUUGGAAAAGUGGAAACUCAUGGAGCCAAUUGGAAACUCUUGUGAGUCUUCUUUUUGCAAAGAUGAAAAAACUGAAGCUGUGGAUCUUCUUGAAGAGUGCUGGUUCUUUGAUAACUUGUUAAAGAUAAGACCAAGGAUGACAAGGUGUCACUCUGAUCCUUGCCCUUCCACUGGCCUAAUCAGCCCUCCAGAUUUUUUGGUGAAGGACUCUGAAGUGUCCUCCUUCUCAUCAAGAAGUAAAACACCAAACAAUGGUGAUUUUGUUCAUCCCAAGAAGAUCCAGAGAGCACCAUCCAUGCCACCAUUAAGAUUGAGAGGAGAAGAUGACCAAAACGGAAGCAACUCUACUAGAAGCAAAUUGGUUCACCAACCAACAGAUCCUGCUAGUAAACUUCAUUGUGCACAGAUGAAAGCGCAUCAUAACAGUGAUUGUAAUAGAAGGAAAAGCAAACUACUAAGAACACCAUCUUUGCCUCCAUCAAUAGGGAGAGAGGAAAAGUUCCAAGUAAAUGAUUCUAGAACUGGCAGAUACCACAAGCAACCAUCAACACCUACACAUGUUGACAUUCUGCCACCAAGGCAAACCUCCAAGAGUUGUAGCAUUCCAAGAUGUAGAUCAACUAGAAAGACUGAGGUUGAAAGCUUCAACAAAGAGGGUAUUAUGGAGAUGAGGCGCAGGUACCUGAAUCAGAAAACAAUGAGGAGGAGCGUAAGUGAUCUUGAAUUUGAAGAAGUUCAGGGGUUCAAGGACUUGGGUUUCUCAUUUGAGAAAGAAACAUUAAGUCCAAGUUUAGCUAGCAUACUACCUGGUUUGCAAGAGAAAAGAAGAGACGAGACAGAAGAAGAUAAGGCACACAGGAGACCAUACUUAUCCGAAGCAUGGUUGGUGCAAAGUUGUGCUCCUCCUAUUCCAAAUUGGGCUUCUCAUAAGUCCGCAGGUGACAUGAAAGAGCAAAUCAAAUUUUGGGCUAGAGCAGUGGCUUCAAACGUGCACCAGGAAUGCUGAAAAAAGCCAUUGAUUACAUUUAAGGAUCAUAAUCACACUUUACUCAUCAAUUCUUUGUAACAAUUGCCUAAGAAGAGCCAAAUAAUAAUGAAAAUGAUAGAAAUUCUUGGUA
Messenger RNA from Cajanus cajan (pigeon pea), 1194 nucleotides. Its product is annotated as serine/arginine repetitive matrix protein. The record is from RefSeq and is a predicted model, not a curated record. Lineage: Eukaryota; Viridiplantae; Streptophyta; Magnoliopsida; Fabales; Fabaceae.